Messenger RNA from Penicillium samsonianum, 882 nucleotides. Its product is annotated as putative UDP-N-acetylmuramate dehydrogenase. Gene Ontology annotation, biological process: cell wall organization. Gene Ontology annotation, cellular component: cytosol. Gene Ontology annotation, molecular function: FAD binding; UDP-N-acetylmuramate dehydrogenase activity. Bases 1 to 882 code for a protein of 293 amino acids. The transcript has a single exon. NCBI's taxonomy places the organism in Eukaryota, Fungi, Ascomycota, Eurotiomycetes, Eurotiales, Aspergillaceae. The record is from RefSeq and is a predicted model, not a curated record.
AUGAUCCUGGGAGGUGGAAGUAAUUUACUUUUUACCGAGAAAUUCUAUGACGGCAUUGUUCUGAAGAACGAGAUUAUUGGAAUCGAAGCUAUAUCUCGAGACGAUAUGUAUACGUCGCUCAAGGUCGGCGGAGGCGUCACAUGGAGCUCGUUAGUUGACUAUUGUCUCGCCCACAACUUUGGUGGUAUCGAGAACCUAUCCCUUAUCCCCGGCACUGUGGGCGCGGCUCCCAUUCAAAAUAUCGGGGCUUAUGGGGUGGAACUCAGUGAUGUUCUCGAAAGCGUGGAAAUUGUUGACCUGGCGGACGGCAAGACAUGUACUGUGACGAGGGCCGAAUGUCAAUUUCGGUAUCGAGACAGCAUUUUCAAGCGUCUGAAGGAUGUAUUGGUUUCUACUGUAACUAUAAAACUUACCAAUGCUCCCCACCAUCGAUUAAAAACCACAUACGGCUCGAUCCAACAAGUUCUGAACGAGCAAGGCACCCUCAUACCUACCAUAUCGUCAGUCAGUGAGGCAGUUUGUCUACUUCGCAGACGCAAACUGCCCGAUCCAAGAGAGUUGGGUAAUGCGGGAAGCUUUUUCCAAAAUCUUACUGUCGAUGCUUUUACUUGCAAGUCUAUCAAGAGCAAAUAUCCCGCACUUCCUGUAUUCCCCAAGGCAAAUGGGCUUAGCUCCAUUCCAGCAGCGUGGCUCAUCGAGAACUGUGGCUGGAAGGGUAGGCGGAUAGGACGGGUUGGAGUCUAUCACAAACACGCUCUUGUUAUAGUCAAUUUUGGAGAGGCUGAUGGUGACGAAGUGAAGGCGCUGUCAGAUCGGAUUACCCAGGAUGUUAGCUGUCAAUUUGGAGUGUGUCUUGUGCCUGAAGUAAACAUAAUUAGAUAG